AUUUCGAUCUAUAGUAAACCUGGAAGAUCUGAAAUGGCUUUGGGUGGUAUUUGAUGAAUACGUCUGCCACUAACAUUCUACGCACAUGGUAUACGGGGCGAGAAAUUCUCCAUGUCUCUCUCAUUAACGAACACGACCGACCCGACUUGUCACACUAAAAUUCGACCUGCAGCAAUGCAGCACUCCGGACAUGUCAACCCGUCCUGGCAUCCAUCAUCCAACAUCCGUGUGCUCAUUAACCUAGGCCGGCAGUCGGUUAUGCAAAAAUAGCAAGCUCAUUUUAGCUACGGAUACCUAGGUUAAACUUAUGUUAAGACCAAAGCACUGUUGGUCCGUUGGGCCAUGGAAGAUUUGCGAUCUCCAAAAGGUCGGACGAUACGCGUGAGCCGUUUUGCCUUGAGCCUCGGCUCGACAGCGCCUAGCUUGAAGUGUCGGGGGUUAGGGUUAAAGUUGGUAACCACCACCACCAAUUGACAAGGAUCAAGGCUUCAAACUAGCAGCCAGGAAGUUCCCCGCGUGAAUUGGUCCUGUGGCUCGAAUUCGGCGACGCGACGGGCUGGAUUACUUGCAAGGAUGCGAAAGCUUGCUAUUUUUCGAUCGUUUUUGAUAACCCAUCAGAUCAGAACAAAAAAGAAAAAAGUUCCGAACAAAACAGACCAAAACACUACUAGGCCUAGCACUAGCCUAAGCGUUUACAGCAGAAGAAACAGCAAGGAUCCAGUCGCGAAUUUUCUAGGUAGCAAAUUGACUUUUUCAAUAUCCGAAAAGCGUCCAAACGCAACGACGACCCAAGGCAAUCGACCGUCGUGCUGCAUCUCAUAGCCGUCAAGAUGUCGUCCAUCAGGCGGACAGUCCAUGAAUCUCUACCAUACGUCGACCCGGACCCUACGCCAACUCAGCGCGCCGCAGCAGAAGCCCUCGUCGCAGCCGAACUCGAAGCAUCAUCAGCGACUGCCACCGCUCCACACCCACACCUGCCGCCAGCCUAUACGCCAAACUUCACACCCGCCAUCGCCGCCGAGCUGGACCGCAUAUCCUCAUCCGCCGACUCGAGCAGGCCAACCAAGCUCUCCGCCAUCGACACGAAGCGGUACGAGCUCGACGACGACGACGACGAGGAAGAAGGCCGACCGGCGCCGACAGCAGACUCCCUAGCCUCGACUUUGUCAAAGGCCUACACCUCAGCGACCCACAUCCGCCUGCGCCGCCACCACCUCGCGCUCCUCGACGCACCCGAGGGCCGCAACGCCUGGCUCGUCGCCAACUGGCAGCUAGAGGGGGAACUGCGCGCUCUCGAGGCGGAGCUAGCCGCCGCGAAGCGCCAGGUCGACAUCCUGGCCAUCCAGCGCCGGAGGGCUCAGGAUGACGUCGCCGGCGAGCUGAGGGGUCUCGAGGAUAGCUGGAAGAGGGGGGUCGGCCAGGUCUUGGAGAUCGAGGUCGCUACCCAUAGGCUGAGGGCAGAGGUCGAGGCGAGGAGGAACGAGGCGUUGGCCGCGCAGGCUGCCGCUGGGGCGUGAAAAUGUCCGAUAGUAAAGGUGAAACAAAUUAAGUGGCGAUGUUGGAUAUGUUCUAGUUCCUUAAUGAUCAUGUAACAAGCUCGGCGACUCAAAGCUGCCGAGAUAUUCUAGACUGUAAAAGCACGCGUUCGAAUGCAUAAUUAGAAAGCGCGAAAUGUCACAGACGUUCAACCUACGGUUUUAG
Messenger RNA from Pyricularia grisea, 1701 nucleotides. RefSeq lists its product as uncharacterized. The transcript is spliced from 2 exons. Gene Ontology annotation, cellular component: catalytic step 2 spliceosome; precatalytic spliceosome; Prp19 complex. The record is from RefSeq and is a predicted model, not a curated record. Lineage: Eukaryota; Fungi; Ascomycota; Sordariomycetes; Magnaporthales; Pyriculariaceae. Gene Ontology annotation, biological process: mRNA processing. The coding region runs from base 831 to 1517 and encodes 228 amino acids.